This is a messenger RNA of Aspergillus fijiensis CBS 313.89, 762 nucleotides long. RefSeq lists its product as uncharacterized. The coding region runs from base 269 to 676 and encodes 135 amino acids. The record is from RefSeq and is a predicted model, not a curated record. The transcript has a single exon. Lineage: Eukaryota; Fungi; Ascomycota; Eurotiomycetes; Eurotiales; Aspergillaceae.
GCAGGAAGCAAAUGAAAACGCGAAGAGGGAAGGCUAUAGCUUUUUCUAGCAUUGAACGUAACAAGCAGGCAAGCAGGCAAGCAGGCAAGCAGGCAAGCAGGCAAGCAAGAACUAUUGGUAUUGUGGUGAAAGAUGUGGGUUAAAUGGAUGGUGAAACUUACAAGGUGAGUCAAUCCACCUGGUGGAUCGAAUAGAAGAUGCACAAAGACAAAGCGACUAAGCAAUUACUUCAGGAAGGAAGGAUGGGGACGUGCGAAUUGCAGCUGCAAUGAGGAAGCAAGAGCUGAGCCCCAGUAAUCGUAUCAAUCAGAAGGCGGGUGAGAGGCAGAGGAUGAGAGACAAGAGAAGAAGAAGAUUGGGGAAGGAGGAAGAGAAGAAGAUGAAGAAGAAGGUGGAUCUGAGGACAGUAAUCCCAAUAGAGAAGGAGGGUGCAGUUGCAGUACUAACUGCAGUGAGCACCACAAUGGAAAAGUACUGCAAUAGUGUAGACGUGCUUCUUCCGGCAAACAAUCCCAAACAGGCAAUUAGAAGUAUGAUUGCAACAACAGAUCCGGUGGAUCACACAAGCAUCGAGUUCAUCCAUGCAAAAUUAGGAGGGAAACCUGUUGCUUUAAUAAUAAUGCACCGAGCCUCCCCUCCAGUGCCAGUGGAGCUGAAGAAUAAUGCUAGUGGUUAAAGUUCAGGCUGCCCAGGUAUCUCUGACGAGGGCUACGAGCAGAAAGUGGAAAAUGGAUCUAUGCAAGUUGAACUUCACCACUAUUU